Molecule: messenger RNA, 4387 nt
Organism: Histoplasma capsulatum G186AR
Lineage: Eukaryota; Fungi; Ascomycota; Eurotiomycetes; Onygenales; Ajellomycetaceae
Product: uracil-DNA glycosylase
Exons: 7
Coding region: 213-2891 (892 amino acids)
Biological process (GO): base-excision repair; base-excision repair, AP site formation via deaminated base removal
Cellular component (GO): nucleus; mitochondrion
Molecular function (GO): uracil DNA N-glycosylase activity
Source: RefSeq, a predicted model, not a curated record
CUCCUUGCAGCUAUUAAAUCAACACCACCACCUCAUCGAAUUAUCUAUCAUACAUCCAACACCAUUUCCCGAUUGCCUAUUUACAUGCGACUGCCAUUUAAGAUUUUUUCUAUGGUCAGAGUGCUAGCUCUGUGAUAUACGCUUUGCGUAUUUCAGGUUCUUGAAGAUUUCAACCUCACCAAUAUUCACAACACAGUACGCGAGGGAUAGAGAUGAGCUCUCUAGUACCUCCAGCAACCGCUGAAUACGGCGGCGACGAGGUGUCCGCAAUUAUCCUCGACCCAGGCUAUUCAACUGUACGCGCCGGCUUCGCGGGCGAAGACACACCGAAAUCUGUCAUUCCAACCUGCUACGGGAAGUACACUACAGAUGCCCAGGACAAAUACAUUUAUGGAGACAGCAUCUACGUCACGCCACGGCCGGGGCUCUCCAUUCACAAUCCAAUGGGGAGAGAGGGGAUAGUAGAGGAUUGGGACGCAGCAGAGAAAGUAUGGGAAUACUCAUUCACAUCCCGGUUAACGGGGGCCAAGUCCGGGAACCCUCUGUUUAAUGGAUUAAAUGACACUGCCAACGGCGACCUACCGGCGGAGAUGGAUGUCGUGGAAGCGGAAGAGAAGCCGUUGGCUGAUAGCCCGCUACUUAUGACAGAGUGCGGUUGGAAUCCUGUCAAGGCACGGGAAAAGACUAUUGAAAUAGCAAUGGAGAAAUGGGGGACCCCUGCCUUCUAUCUGGCUCGGAAUGGACCAUUAGCUGCCUUCGCUUCAGGCAAAGCAUCAGCCUUAGUUGUUGAUGUUGGCGCAUCAGGCGUUUCCAUAACCCCCGUCCACGACGGCCUAGUUCUUAAAAGGGGCGUUCAACACUCCCCUCUUGGUGGAGAGUUUAUCUCCUCACAGAUCCGCGCCCUUUUCAGGACGAACUCGCCACAACCCAUAACAAUCACUCCACACUACCUCGUGUCUUCUAAGACAGCAGUGGAUGCUGGUCAACAGGCCCAAGCAACCUACAAAACUAUUCCCGCUGACCGGGCCCCAGACCCAUCCUUCCGUCGACUCCUGGAAGACCGGACAAUAUCUGAAUUCAAAGAGUGUGUGGUACAAGUUUGGCCCGGUCCGCAUUCCCUAUCCAGCACCGGCCCCAAUGGCAUCCCCAAUGAGGAGAUCGCUAGGGGGAGUCCAGGCCGCCCUUUCGAGUUCCCGGACGGCUACAACCAGGUAUUUGGGGCCGAGCGAUACCGCGUAGUUGAAUCGCUAUUCGACGCUCAAGCGGCGAUUCCCGAUACAGAACCAGAGUUCCCAGCGCCCACUGCUGCCCAAACAAUACCAGAGCUAAUCCGAAACUCUCUAAAUCAAGUCGACGUAGAUAUCCGACCGCACUUGCUCGCCAAUGUAGUCGUGACGGGUGCGACUAGUCUGCUGUACGGCUUCAAUGAUCGACUGAACUUUGAGCUUAUGAACAUGUUCCCGAGUCCCCGGUUUCAUAUCGGUCGUUCGGUGUCAUAUCUCGGUGGUCUUGCUCUCUUCGGUUUCUCCGUGGUGGGGUCUCCAAAAACGAUACGAGUGUUAUGGACGACCAUAUUUGUGGAGAAACAAAUCAAUAGUCAUUCCGUUCUUCAUACUUACACAGUCUGCCAUUCUCACCCGUCAAAUACCCUACCCGUUGGUUUAGCAGCCAUGUCUACUGUCUCCCGUAAACGGGAUGCCAACCACCUAGGGGACAACGGUGGAACCGCUGCUGAAGCAGAGACAAAGAAACCCAAGCCAAAUGGAAGUAUUACGUCGUUUUUUGGCGCCCCCAAGGCUAGGGAUUCCGCAGCGCAGAACACAACAAAGCUGUCCUUCGCUCCCAGCCCCAAAGUAAGUUUUAACAAGGAGAAAUGGGUUGCUGGCCUAACAGCAGAGCAGAAGGAACUGCUCAAACUGGAAAUAGACACAUUGGACGAGAGCUGGCUGGCUCAUUUGAAGGAUGAGGUGAUCACUACAGAAUUUUUGAAUCUGAAAAGGUUUUUGAAACGGGAAAUUGCAGGAGGUGCGAAGAUAUUCCCACCGCUGGAGGAGGUGUAUUCAUGGUCCCGACACACUCCCCUCCACACAGUCCGCGCCGUAAUCAUCGGCCAAGAUCCAUAUCACAACCACAACCAAGCCCAUGGCCUCUGCUUCUCCGUCCGGCCUCCCAUGCCUGCCCCUCCCUCACUAAAAAACAUAUACAUAGCCCUUCAAAACGACUAUCCCUCCUUCACCAAACCACCCAACAACGGAGGCUACCUUGCACCCUGGGCGAACCGUGGUGUCCUCAUGUUAAAUACAUGUCUUACAGUCCGCGCGCAUAAUGCCAACAGCCACGCAAACCAGGGCUGGGAGAAGUUUACUCAGAAGGUCAUUGAUGUGGUGGCGAAGACGAGGACGCGUGGGGUUGUGUUUUUAGCUUGGGGUAAGCCGGCAGGAAAGCGUGUGGCCCAUAUUCUUCGGGACAAGGAGAAGAGGCAUUGCGUAUUGCAGUCUGUGCAUCCCAGUCCGUUGAGUGCGCAUGGUGGAUUUUUUAAAUGCGGCCACUUUAAGAAGACCAAUGAAUGGCUUCUGGAACGUUAUGGCAAAGAUGGGAUUAUUGACUGGUCUCUCAUCGAGGAGAAAACAUCAUCAUCACCACCACCAACAGCACCAAAAACGAAGAUAGCUGUAGCUACAGCGACUGAAACUAACGUUCAAAACAACUCCACCACAGUAUCCACUACGGCCAAAGCGCAAGCUAUCGUACCGAAAGGGGACGAUGGGAAGAAAGCCACAGAGGCGAAUGGGGGCGGGAUCCCCAGUUCGUCUCUGUUAUCGGAAGACGAGGAUGAUGAUGCUGAUGCAUUGGCUGCUCUAGCGGAGGCGGAGUAUGAACUUCCUAAUUGAUUCAGGAAACUGUAUAUGAGCGCAACACAGGAGUUUUGUGUGUCUUGAGUACGGGCGUGUUUGUGUGCAUUCUUCUCAUAUUGCUGGCCAGAAAUCAUCAACUCUUGGGACCUUAGCCCGUCGAUUGUUUUCCUUUUUUUUUCUUUUCGUUUUCCCCCCGAUGGCUGCAAAUGGCCUUUCGACAUGGUGUGUAGAAUUUUUUUUUUUUUCAAUUCUCUCCUUUUCCCCUCGUGGAUUUUGUUAUUUAUCUAUUUAUUUUUUGAUUAAUUUCAUUCGAUUCCAUUCAGUUCAAUUGGGUUUUCCCCCGAUCUCUUUUAUUUAUUUCAAGGUUUUCCUGAUUUCAGGUGAAAAGCUUCGAAGCGUUCGGCUGAGUCUUGGAAAAUUUUUUAAAGUUCGAGACAUGUUGCGAUCCAUCCAUAGCUAGCCCAACGCAAUUGAAUGUUAAUAGCAGGAUCCACUAAUUAUGUGAUCUGUCACAAUCGGAAACUUUGCACAAGAGAUAGUUACAGGGAGCGAAACGAGGUUGACAGCCUGCUUGAUACAAGCCCUUGCAAAUCGGAAAAACGCUAAGCUCGUACAGGUAUCUAGGUCUCAACGAGAUGUAAAACGUAGAGAGUUAUUUCUUUCUUAGCUUGGUUAAUAGCAUGACCCCAAGCACAAAAUGCAAACCCUCGCACGCUUCGCGCAGGGGAUUAUAUAAAAAAAACAAAAUACAUUUAAAAUAGCAAUGCAGAGGCAAAACACAUCAAAUAAACGCAGAUUAUUUCAAACAGAAAACUAAACAAGAAAAAAAAAAAGGACAACCAUUCAAUUCAAUUAACUAAUAGUACGAAACAAGACAAACAACCAAAGAAUCCCAGUUUUUCAAUACAUGGCAUAAUCGAUAUUGCACCAAAAAAAAAUGGCGGCAGAGCUUACAGCUCCUCAUGUCGGGUGGCUUCACCGGCAGUCUCCUCCGGUUUACCAGUUGAUUCAGCCUUGGUUUCCUUGGCAGCGGCCUCUGUCGACGAAGGACUCUCCUCCUCGGGUUUCUUGGUGACAUCACCGCUAUCCUCGUCUACUUUCUCCGGAUCAUAUGCGUCAACACUAUAUUUGCCAUUAUCCCGCACGAACUGGGCCAGCUCCUUGAUGGUGCGCAAGCCUUGAUACUCAAUUGGAGAAUCUUUGGCGCCCGCAGGGAAAAGCUUGAUGGUUGGGAAUCCCUGGAUUUCGUCUGGCACAUCGUUUGCGGUGGCAUCAAUCUUGGCGAUUAUGACCUUCGAGGCAAACUCUGGGUCAUCGGCGUAGAGUUUGGCGAGUUGUUCGUAUUUGGGCGCGAGGCUACAAGAUGACGUCUCAGUAUAAUACAAGCAAAUAUGAUCAGUGGCUAGUAGGGCUCGAGAGAAAACUCACGCUUUGCAGUGUCCACACCAUGGGGCAUAGAACUCGAGAAGAACAUCCUUGUCGCUGUCUAUGACAAUCUCUUGGUAGGUGUGGGCAACGACAACGGUUACAGG